AUGGCCUCGCAGAAGGACCCAGACAAAAGCUGGGAGGAGAAGCAGCACCCAGAGAUCAAGUUGGAGAAGCCAAAGUGCAGUCUGAAGGGAGAGGAGAAAGAGGACAAGAGGGAGGAUGGUGAUGCUGAGGAGAAUGAUGACUAUGAUGAUGAUGAGUGUGAAGAGGAGGAUAACCAUGAGGAUGAAGGUGAUCAGGAUGAGGAGGAAAAGGAAUUUGCAGAGGAGGAUGAAGCCAGAGCAGGUCCCUCUGUGCCACCCAAGGUGAAGCACCACUGCCCCUACCCUGCCCCCCGGCUCUUUGUCUGUGGUGACUGUGGCCAGAGCUUCAAACAGAGGUGUAAUCUCAUCUGGCAUUGCCGCACCCACAGCGGUGAAAGGCCAUACAGCUGUGCUGAGUGUGGCAAGACCUUCACUCACAAGUCUUCCCUCACCCAGCACCGCAGUGUGCACAGCAGUGAGAAGGCCUUCACCUGCGGGGACUGUGGCAAGAAAUUCAAACAUAGCUUCACCCUUACCGUCCAUCGCCGCAUCCACACCAGAGAGCAUCUGUUCCCCUGUGCUGAGUGCGGCAAGAGCUUUACCACCAGCACUCUAUAUAUCUGGCACCAACUCAUCCACAGUGGGGACAAACCAUACAGCUGUGGCGACUGUGGCAAGAGCUUCACCCACACGGGAGCUCUCACAGAACACCGUCGUGUGCACACUGGCGAGAAGUCUUUAAGCUGUGCUGAGUGCGGCAAGGACUUCAGACAUGGUGGCACACUCACUCACCACCUCCGCACCCACUCCGGUGAGAAACCUUUCAUCUGUUGUGACUGUGGGAAGAGCUUCAGCCAUAGAAGCAAUCUCAUUGUUCACCGCCGCACCCACACAGGUGAGAAACAUUUCACCUGCGCUGACUGUGGGAAGCACUUCAGCCAGAGGCCCCAUCUCCUUGCUCACCACCGCACCCACACCGGUGAGAAACCUUUCACCUGCUCUGACUGUGGGAAGCACUUCAGCCACAGGCACCAUCUCCUUGCUCACCACCGCACCCACAGCGGUGAGAAACCUUUCACAUGUGCUGACUGCGGGGAGAGCUUCACCCGGAGUCUAACCCUCAAAAAGCACCGCUGCAUCCACACUGGAGAGAAGCCCUUCUCUUGUGACAGCUGUGGCAAGCGGUUCAGGCGGAUCUCUCAUCUUAGGCGGCACCACCUCAGCCACAGCAGUGAGAAGUCCUUCAGCUGCAGGGACUGCGGCAAGAGCUUCAAACACAGCUCCAAUCUUACUACCCACCACCACAUCCACACCGGAGAGCAUCUGUUCCCCUGUGCUGAGUGCGGCACGAGCUUCACCAGGAGUAAUGCAUUCAUCCAGCACCAAGUCAUCCACAGCGGUGAGAAGUCCUACAGCUGUUCCGACUGUGGCAAGAACUUCACCAAGAAGGGAAACCUCACAGAGCAUCGUCGUGUGCACACUACGGAGAAGUCGUUCAGCUGUGCUGAGUGCGGCCAGGCCUUCAGACAUAGGAGCAAGCUCAUUUGCCACCACCUCACACACACCGGUGAGAAGCCGUUCACCUGUCCUGCCUGUGGUAAGAGCUUCACCCAGAAGGGACACCUCAACAAGCACCGCUGCACCCACACCAAAGAGCAGUCUGCACUGGAGGGGUGGCAAAAAGCCACCUAG
This is a messenger RNA of Dryobates pubescens (Downy woodpecker), 1671 nucleotides long. Its product is annotated as gastrula zinc finger protein XlCGF57.1-like. The record is from RefSeq and is a predicted model, not a curated record. Bases 1 to 1671 code for a protein of 556 amino acids. The transcript has 3 exons. Gene Ontology annotation, biological process: negative regulation of transcription by RNA polymerase II. Lineage: Eukaryota; Metazoa; Chordata; Aves; Piciformes; Picidae. Gene Ontology annotation, molecular function: DNA-binding transcription repressor activity, RNA polymerase II-specific.